AUGGCCGAAAGUAGCACUUAUAAUUUUGGUGAAGUAUGCAGUAAAACUUGCCAAACUAAUGAUGCUCUCAAGAAGAAUGAACGUAUCCAUACAGAAGAUAAGUCCUAUAUUUGCAAAGUAUGUAACAAAGAUUUUAUCACUGAAAACUACUUAGUAGUGCACAAAUGUAUUUAUACAGGUGAUAAGCCCUACAGCUGUAAACACUGUUCAGAAAGUUUUAAUCGGCAAUUCAGUCUCAAAGUGCACGAGCAGACUCAUUCGGGUGAAAAGCCCUACAGCUGUAAAUACUGUUCAAAAAGUUUUAAUCGGCAAUUCAGUCUCAAAGUGCACGAGCAGACUCAUUCGGGUGAGAAGCCCUACAGCUGCAAACAAUGUUCAAAAAGUUUUGCUGAUAAAUCCAAUCUCACAAAACACGAGCAAACUCAUUCGGGUGAGAAGCCCUACAGCUGUAAAUACUGUUCAAAAAGUUUUGUUCAGAAAUCGCAUCUUAUGCGGCACGAGCGAACUCACUCUAGUGAUAAGCCCUUCAGCUGCAAACACUGUUCAAAAAGUUUUGCUGAUAAAUCCAAUCUCACAAAACACGAGCAAACUCAUUCGGGUGAGAAGCCCUACAGCUGUAAAUACUGUUCAAAAAGUUUUGUUCAGAAAUCGCAUCUUAUGCGGCACGAGCGAACUCACUCUAGUGAUAAGCCCUUCAGCUGCAAACACUGUUCAAAAAGUUUUGCUGAUAAAUCCAAUCUCACAAAACACGAGCAAACUCAUUCGGGUGAGAAGCCCUACAGCUGUAAAUACUGUUCAAAAAGUUUUGUUCAGAAAUCGCAUCUUAUGCGGCACGAGCGAACUCACUCUAGUGAUAAGCCCUUCAGCUGCAAACACUGUUCAAAAAGUUUUGCUGAUAAAUCCAAUCUCACAAAACACGAGCAAACUCAUUCGGGUGAGAAGCCCUACAGCUGUAAAUACUGUUCAAAAAGUUUUGUUCAGAAAUCGCAUCUUAUGCGGCACGAGCGAACUCACUCUAGUGAUAAGCCCUUCAGCUGCAAACACUGUUCAAAAAGUUUUGCUGAUAAAUCCAAUCUCACAAAACACGAGCGGACUCAUACAGGUGAUAGGCCCUACAGUUGCAAACACUGUUCACAAAGUUUUGUUCAGAAAUGGAAUCUUAUGCGGCACGAGCGAACUCACUCUAGUGAUAAGCCCUUCAGCUGCAAGCAAUGUUUAAAAAGUUUUAGUCGAAAAUUCAGUCUCAAAGUGCACGAGCGGACUCAUUCGGGUGAGAAGCCCUACAGCUGCAAACACUGUUCACAAAGUUUUGUUCAGAAAUCGCAUCUCAUGCGGCACGAGCGAAAUCACUCUAGUGAUAAGCCCUUCAGCUGCAAACACUGUUCAAAAAGUUUUGCUGAUAAAUCCAAUCUCACAAAACACGAGCGGACUCAUACAGGUGAUAGGCCCUACAGUUGCAAACACUGUUCACAAAGUUUUGUUCAGAAAUCGCAUCUUAUGCGGCACGAGCGAACUCACUCUAGUGAUAAGCCCUUCAGCUGCAAACACUGUUCAAAAAGUUUUGCUGAUAAAUCCAAUCUCACAAAACACGAGCGGACUCAUACAGGUGAUAGGCCCUACAGUUGCAAACACUGUUCACAAAGUUUUGUUCAGAAAUCGCAUCUUAUGCGGCACGAGCGAACUCACUCUAGUGAUAAGCCCUUCAGCUGCAAACACUGUUCAAAAAGUUUUGCUGAUAAAUCCAAUCUCACAAAACACGAGCGGACUCAUACAGGUGAUAGGCCCUACAGUUGCAAACACUGUUCACAAAGUUUUGUUCAGAAAUCGCAUCUUAUGCGGCACGAGCGAACUCACUCUAGUGAUAAGCCCUUCAGCUGCAAACACUGUUCAAAAAGUUUUGCUGAUAAAUCCAAUCUCACAAAACACGAGCGGACUCAUACAGGUGAUAGGCCCUACAGUUGCAAACACUGUUCACAAAGUUUUGUUCAGAAAUCGCAUCUUAUGCGGCACGAGCGAACUCACUCUAGUGAUAAGCCCUUCAGCUGCAAACACUGUUCAAAAAGUUUUGCUGAUAAAUCCAAUCUCACAAAACACGAGCGGACUCAUACAGGUGAUAGGCCCUACAGUUGCAAACACUGUUCACAAAGUUUUGUUCAGAAAUCGCAUCUUAUGCGGCACGAGCGAACUCACUCUAGUGAUAAGCCCUUCAGCUGCAAACACUGUUCAAAAAGUUUUGCUGAUAAAUCCAAUCUCACAAAACACGAGCGGACUCAUACAGGUGAUAGGCCCUACAGUUGCAAACACUGUUCACAAAGUUUUGUUCAGAAAUCGCAUCUUAUGCGGCACGAGCGAACUCACUCUAGUGAUAAGCCCUUCAGCUGCAAACACUGUUCAAAAAGUUUUGCUGAUAAAUCCAAUCUCACAAAACACGAGCGGACUCAUACAGGUGAUAGGCCCUACAGUUGCAAACACUGUUCACAAAGUUUUGUUCAGAAAUCGCAUCUUAUGCGGCACGAGCGAACUCACUCUAGUGAUAAGCCCUUCAGCUGCAAACACUGUUCAAAAAGUUUUGCUGAUAAAUCCAAUCUCACAAAACACGAGCGGACUCAUACAGGUGAUAGGCCCUACAGUUGCAAACACUGUUCACAAAGUUUUGUUCAGAAAUCGCAUCUUAUGCGGCACGAGCGAACUCACUCUAGUGAUAAGCCCUUCAGCUGCAAACACUGUUCAAAAAGUUUUGCUGAUAAAUCCAAUCUCACAAAACACGAGCGGACUCAUACAGGUGAUAGGCCCUACAGUUGCAAACACUGUUCACAAAGUUUUGUUCAGAAAUCGCAUCUUAUGCGGCACGAGCGAACUCACUCUAGUGAUAAGCCCUUCAGCUGCAAACACUGUUCAAAAAGUUUUGCUGAUAAAUCCAAUCUCACAAAACACGAGCGGACUCAUACAGGUGAUAGGCCCUACAGUUGCAAACACUGUUCACAAAGUUUUGUUCAGAAAUCGCAUCUUAUGCGGCACGAGCGAACUCACUCUAGUGAUAAGCCCUUCAGCUGCAAACACUGUUCAAAAAGUUUUGCUGAUAAAUCCAAUCUCACAAAACACGAGCGGACUCAUACAGGUGAUAGGCCCUACAGUUGCAAACACUGUUCACAAAGUUUUGUUCAGAAAUCGCAUCUUAUGCGGCACGAGCGAACUCACUCUAGUGAUAAGCCCUUCAGCUGCAAACACUGUUCAAAAAGUUUUGCUGAUAAAUCCAAUCUCACAAAACACGAGCAAACUCAUUCGGGUGAUAAACCCUACAGCUGCAAGCAAUGUUUAAAAAGUUUUAGUCGGAAAUUCAGUCUCAAAGUGCACGAGCGGACUCAUACAGGUGAUAGGCCCUACAGUUGCAAACACUGUCCAAAAAGUUUUACUAAAAAAUCUAAUCUUACGAGGCACGAGCAGUUUCAUUCGGGUGAUAGGCCCUACAGCUGCAAAUACCGUUCGAAAAGUUUUAACCAGCAAUUCAGUCUCAAAGUGCACGAACAGACUCAUUUGUGUGAUAAGCCCUACAGCUGCGAACACUGUUUGACACGUUUUACUCAAGAAUCAAAUUUUUCUACGCUCGAGUGGACUUACACAGGUGGAAAGUCUCAUGACUUGAAACAGUAUUUAAAAAACAAAUCAUCGCUUAUAAGGCAAAGUCACACGGAAAAUUCACCAGGUAUAAGUUUAGUGUUGCCUUCAUUUUCCAGUACUUUUCAAAGUAAAUUCUUUUAG
Molecule: messenger RNA, 3759 nt
Organism: Copidosoma floridanum
Lineage: Eukaryota; Metazoa; Arthropoda; Insecta; Hymenoptera; Encyrtidae
Product: zinc finger protein 850-like
Source: RefSeq, a predicted model, not a curated record